CAUAGACGCUAAAUUUCAUUUAUUUGUUUAAUUAAUGUUUAAGUGUUUUAUGUUACUAAUUAUUUCGUAUAAAGCGAUACGCCAUAGUAUAUUUUAUAUAGUUUUAAUAAUAAUAAAUAUUAGUUUCUAAAAAUUAAAGCGGAAAAGGAAAAACCACCAACUAAUUGGAAGAAAGCAACAAACACAUUAAAAGAAAUUUGGCAAACAACAAUAAGUACAACAAAUAAUUUCCUUUUCCUAUCAUACAUUAACGAAUUGCUUUAAACAAAAAUAAGAGAAAAACCAUGAACGAUCAUCAAAUGCGCCACAAAAAACCACGUAAAAUAUUAGGCAACGGACCAAGUACUGAAUAUUCGAACUCAGUUAAUAAUUUAAGUGGUCAUAUCUGGAAUCAAACUGCUCAACAAAACUCCCAAUUAAAUAACACCAACUACCAAAGCAUUAACAGCCUCACUUUAACUGACCCCAUUAAUUCAAUUACAUCACUUCAUUUACAACAACAACAACAAAUGGAACGUUUACGACUGGCCAAUAUAAUGAAUCAAGAAAUGCAUGCUUUAUGGCCUUAUGGUACUGCCACUUUUCUAUCCCCCAUGCUGCCAGCCCAUAACAUGCAUUUGCCUUAUGCUUUAGCCGGCACUCUACCUUAUGCAGCUGUUCCCAUUUAUCAAAGCUUACCUAAUGCUCAACCAUGUACUGUUUCGCCGGUAUCUUCAUCAUCAAGUGGUUCCUCUUCCGUCGUCACAUCAACAACCAAUCAGCAACAACAACAACAAAGUCAAAUUCUUCAACAACAUUUAUUGCGCUCUAACUCGAUUUCAAGUAACAAUUCCAGUGCUCUUGGCAAUGGCAGUGUAGUUUCUACGACCAAUCAAAAUUCCGUUAACGAUCCCAAUAAGAUUAAUAUACAAAUUGGUUUACAGUGUGUCUCACAAAAUGCACCUCUGAACAUUAACUCUAUGAAUGAUACGUUUGCCAAAGUUAAUUUGUUGAACUUUUGUAAUCCAUCUGGUCAAAUGGUGGAAAAGGAUUGUAAAGAAUCAAAUUCCUCACUGAGAAACUCUCCUGUUCUUUUAUCUUCCGAUGACAGUUCGGGUGUCAUUAUAAAUGGAGCUGGUGGUGAUGCUACGAAUUCCCUGUCUCCGGGCAGCAGCAAUGGUACAGUCACUUUAUCGCAAGCAAAAUUCAAUGAAUUAACACGUUUAGCCUUAAGAGGCAGUGAAAUAGCCGAAAAGUUGGCAUAUACCCAUCGUAAUCGUCCGUGCUUCAAGAAGAUUGAUAGUUUGUGUGCACGCAUGAAACAGGAUCUUAUACGACCCGAUGGCGUUUUGCCCAAUAUCAAUUCUCAGGGUAUUGCCUGGGCUGUCAAAGAUUUUAUUUUUGUCUUCACGCGCGUCAUCAAUGCUUGGAUUAUAAUUAAGGGUUAUGUGUACAACACUCCGGAGGGCUUGAACAAAGUUAAAUCAGCUUUAAGUCCAGAUUUUGCAGAAAGUUUUGCCGCUUGGCAAGAUACGACCAUGGAUUUUAUAGAAAAUCUUAUAAAAUCCUUUGUUAACUUGGAUAAUUUGGUGCAAUCUCAGAAGAAUGUCUACCAAAAGUCGGACAAUACACCCGCAACGGCAGCGGGCAAUCGUAAUAACAACAUUAGCAGCAACACCUCCACAACACCCAUUAAAAUAUUACAACCGGGAUAUCCUUUAAUGGAGGAAUCUUUCGACUUCUUAAACUCAUCUGCUGAAAAAUGUACACAAAAUUCUUUAAAUAAAAAUUAUAUCUAUACCAUGGUUGAAGACUCGGAGGGCAGUCAACGUCAGGCUACAGAGAAUGGCACAUAUUUUAAGACUGGCACCUACAAUCCCAUUAAAAAAGAUCCACUUUUGCCUGGAGAAACAUGUUCGGAUUCCUCUGGCCAUUUGUUUGCCACCACCACAAAUACAGCAUUGGAACAAUAUAUCGAUGAACAUAUAAAUGAAUUUUGGUCUCCCGCCGUAGAUAUGGACUUGUCCACUACAUCCAAUGACAAUGCUGUAGCUUCAACUACUUCAGAUUUUAUAAAACUAAAAGAAAACAUUGCUGCAAAUUGGUUAAACUAUGAUCUGCGUGUUUUGCAGCAUCAUCUUAGUGAAUUUUCUACAGAUUAUGAUCCCAAUGGGCCACCUCGCCCUUUAGGCAAAGAUCUCAUCGAAAAACUCAACAUAAUGAUAGAACGUUUGAAUGCCAUGAAAAGUGCCGAUUUCUUUUUUAAAAUACAAUUCACGGAAAAUUAUUUUCCAGAAUUUGUUGCCAAGCAUAAAACGGAUUUUAUGGAUAUACGUUCUAUCAUUUUUAAAUGCCAAAUUGGUGGUUAUCAACACAUUUAUGAAGUUGUUCACGAUGUUAGGAAAAUUAUUUAUGUCGGUAAAGAGUUUUUAAAGAUAAAUAACGAUACAAAUUUACAAAAAUCAAUAAUGGCAUUUGAAGUUGAAUUUAAUAAAUUAUUAAGUGAAGCACCAUUUGAAAAUUUACAAUUUGAUCAUAUUAAAGGUGAUCCGAAAGAAACAAUUUAUACUUCUACUAAUAUAAAUAAUUAACUCAAAAACAUAGAAACAAAUAGUUUAAUAAGUUUUUAGUUUGAUCUUUAUUUUAAAAAAAAAAACUCUUAAAUAACACUAGUUUAUAAUUUUUGUUUAAUUAACUUUU
This is a messenger RNA of Calliphora vicina (urban bluebottle blowfly), 2679 nucleotides long. It is a transcript of the gene mtsh, whose product is annotated as mitoshell. The coding region runs from base 285 to 2570 and encodes 761 amino acids. The transcript is spliced from 7 exons. The record is from RefSeq and is a predicted model, not a curated record. NCBI's taxonomy places the organism in Eukaryota, Metazoa, Arthropoda, Insecta, Diptera, Calliphoridae.